UGGCUGGUGCGUUCGAGGCCACAUUCGCCCGCACGCACCGGCUGGACUUUGUCUUUGCCAACGCGGGCAUCGCCGAGCGCGGGGACUUUUACGCCCCGCACACCACCGCCGAGGACAACCUCGCGCCGCCGCCGCCGUACGACCUGCUCGUCAGCAAGAUCCUCCUGGACGCCGUGUACAUGACGGCGUACCUCGCGCAGCACUACUUUCGGCAGACUCCGGACUCGCUGCCCGGGUUGGACGGCGAAGCAGGCGGUACGGGCGGAGGCGGAGGCGGAGGAGGUAAGAGCAUAGUCAUGACCGCCAGCUCGGGCGGGAUCUACCCGUCGGGUAUGUGCCCGCUGUACACGGCGGCCAAGCAUGGCGUGGUGGGCUUCAUGCGCGCCAUCGCGCCGUCGUUUUACAAGAACGACGGGAUCCGCGUCAACGCCAUCUGCCCCGGCCCGCUGAGGACGGGCCUGCUCCCGGACGCGCAGUGGGAUCUGUUCCCCCCGGAGCAGAUGACGGAUGUGAACAAGGUUGCGGCGGUUGUGAUGAUGCUGAUCGAGGGCAAGGACAGUGUGCCUGCCACGGAGACGAGGAUCGACGGGGAAGGGAUGGACAGAGGUGGGAAGGAUCCGUUGUGGGGAAACGCGGUUGAGAUUAGUGCCCAGAGGCAUUAUUAUCGCGAUGCGCCGAGGUGGAGUGAUGAGACGAUGGAGAAGAACAUGCUGGCUUGCGACCCUACGCUGAGCAAGUGACAUGUGGGAACGUAGAGAGGACCAGGAAGUACGCAAAGAAAUUCCAAUGGGUCAAUUUGUCUAUAGAGCAGCACAGCCUGCAGGUAUUCAAGGACAGAAACAAAAAAAAGCAACUACAACAACAGUUUUCCCCAAUGA
Molecule: messenger RNA, 878 nt
Organism: Microdochium trichocladiopsis
Lineage: Eukaryota; Fungi; Ascomycota; Sordariomycetes; Xylariales; Microdochiaceae
Exons: 1
Coding region: 180-740 (186 amino acids)
Cellular component (GO): cytoplasm
Molecular function (GO): oxidoreductase activity, acting on the CH-OH group of donors, NAD or NADP as acceptor
Source: RefSeq, a predicted model, not a curated record